Rhododendron vialii is the source of this 909-nucleotide messenger RNA. RefSeq lists its product as uncharacterized. The transcript has 5 exons. NCBI's taxonomy places the organism in Eukaryota, Viridiplantae, Streptophyta, Magnoliopsida, Ericales, Ericaceae. Bases 221 to 649 code for a protein of 142 amino acids. The record is from RefSeq and is a predicted model, not a curated record.
UAACUUAAAAUGACCAAAAUAAUCUAAUACCCUCUCUCUCUCUCUCUCUCUCUCUCUCCCCCCAUCUGCACUUCAAUCUUUCAUUGGCAAAUCCCUUAAAAUGACCAAAACAAUCUAAUACCCUCUCUCUCUCUCCCCCCUCAUCUGCACUUCAAUCUUUCAUUGGCAAAUCCCUUCUGAUAAUCAAAGAACGAGGGGCGUCUUGAGUAACAAAGGAGUAAUGAUUCCGCAGCAAUGGGCGCCGCCAUGUGGGAAUGAAUGCACGCACAAAUACGCCGCUCUUAUGCAGAUUCCAUGGAGAGUAUUUUGCAAAAAAGGGUGCGAUUCUGAUGUUGAAACAUGGGAGGAUUGCUUGGGUGAGUGCAAUGAGAUAUGCUAUAAGGACCCAGUUUUAAAGGACCGGCAGUGGAGUGCUUAUAUUGACCGUUCUCCUGGUGCUGCUGGUUACUCUGAGGAAUGCUUCCAUGCUUGUGUAGCUGGCUGUGGUUACAAGUUUGAGAUUCCUUCACAGAAAGUUGAUACAAUUCAUCCAAAUAGGCCAGUGAAGCCUCCCCCUGUAAAGGAGCCGCCUCCACCGCCUUUUGACUCCAGUAAAACUACCGUCGACUCCAGUACAACUACCGAAGACAUACUAAGUGCUUCUGCUUAGGAAGAGAGGAGCAUAAAUAUUCAUCACAUAUAGAUUGUGAAUUCUUGCAUAAUCUGUAGUUUGGAGGAAGCUUGUAACUUGCUGUGUGUCGCUUGGAUCAAUAGAGUAUCACAGGCUGUUUUUGGUUUUACAUUUUUUUUUUUUUUUUCAAACAUGGCCAAUGCUUAUGCUUCUUCGGGUUCCUUAAAGAUUCAGGAACCCUAGAGAAACUUUCUUUGGCCCUUCUUUUCAGUGCUCUCUAACCAGUUAUGAUCUCUCUC